Messenger RNA from Penicillium longicatenatum, 2163 nucleotides. Its product is annotated as VPS9 domain-containing protein. The transcript is spliced from 2 exons. Gene Ontology annotation, molecular function: small GTPase binding; guanyl-nucleotide exchange factor activity. Lineage: Eukaryota; Fungi; Ascomycota; Eurotiomycetes; Eurotiales; Aspergillaceae. Gene Ontology annotation, cellular component: endocytic vesicle; cytosol. The coding region runs from base 1 to 2163 and encodes 720 amino acids. The record is from RefSeq and is a predicted model, not a curated record. Gene Ontology annotation, biological process: vesicle-mediated transport.
AUGUCUGGCCCCUCCGACGAUGGCGUUGGCCAUUUUCUGCAAUAUACCCAGCCCUUCACCAGAAUGGAAAGCUCGGACGCCCACCCGUCAGCGCGGGUAACAACCGAUCGAGACACACAACCCUUGUCGUUAUCCGUCGAUAUUGAAGAGCGGCAAAAUGGAUCGGAUGUGUUUGAAAGACGAGGUUCCGCUGAUUCAACCGGUGCCGAUGGCCAGGCUGACGAGGGUUUUGUGCUUUCAAGAAGCGUGCAAGACCCCUCGGAAGAGCUUCCCAUCGAGCUGAUAAGCUUGACAGAUCGAUUCAUCAACUCAUUGAGCGCAAAAGUACACAACUCUCCUCCUACGAUCGACAAAAUCUCUUCUCUCUUCCAAGUCUUCUAUGAUCGCGCCGAAUCUCACAUCGCUACACACAUCUCCGCACUUGCCUCUCGAAUCAAUAGGGAUCCUGCCCCGCAGGCUCCAGUCUCCCGCGGGGGUACGUUCUCGAAGUUAGGCAACAAAAGGUCUCAGGAUGACGUUCGGCAAGGUGCUGCUGGUCGGCAAAUGUUGACGGCAUCAGAAGUUGCGGACAGGCGGAGAGCGCGGAAAGCUCUAGAAUACAAACGUGCUGUGAUGGAGGAGGCUGCCGAGCGAAGAGUCUGUGAACUGGUUUACAACAAAAUUUGGAGACAUAAAACCACCUUGGAUGACGUUCGGGAUGAGAAACUACGCUCCAAAACUGCCGCCUUGCUGCUGGUGGGCAUCAAUCUGAAAGAUCUGGGCAUUGACAUCGACUUAUCAGCAGUUGAAGAGACGAAACAACAGGAGGCGAAUGACUAUUUGGCUCAAGCAAGAGUAUUUUUGGAAAAGAUGAAUGAGUACAAAUACCCUCUUGGCAAGCUUCAACAACUAGCGGCCGCUCAUAAAGCUAUUGUCGAUGCAUUGACUAAACUUUUGCCUUCGUCCUCAUCGGCGGAUGAGAUCCUGCCCACACUGAUCUACUCACUCAUCACCUGUCCGGCUGACGGGAUUAACAUUAUCAGCAACCUACUCUUCAUUCAACGGUUCAGAUCAUCAAACAAGAUCGAUGGCGAGACCGCAUAUUGCUUGACCAAUCUUGAAGCGGCUAUCAGUUUCCUGGAGAAUGUCGAGUUAUCCAGUUUGCGAGCAGAUGAGCUGCAGGAGGGACCUCUGCGGACCCCAAGUGAGACAGCAACCCCAUCUUCGGAGCGAACCGAUCCUUUCCGACCAGCCAAAGAUACCACCACAUCAUCGGUUACGACUGUGUCUGCUUCACCUGAGAUAUCCAAACCGGAGACUAAGGAACCGGCGUCAUCUACAUUGCCUCGGCCUCGCCCCUCUCCAGCGCCCCAGCAACGACGCCUGAGUAACUUAUUUCAACCACCUGCCAAGGUACUCGAAGCGGCAAAUGAUGCAGUACGUACCACGGCAGACCAGAGUCUCAAGAACAUUGGUGCCUCUCUUGACAACUCUUUCAACUUCCUUUUCGGUCGCCUAAAAGAAUUGCAGACCCAAGGCCCUAAUACAAAUGGACCUGUGCUGCCAAAGACAUUGGCUGAGGCUCGUCGCCUAGUCGCCCAACCUCUGGCCAACAAGCAAAACAUCCAAGAUGAUAUAGCAUCUAUAAACUCCAUUCCAUCUGACGAUGGCGCUCAGCCAACAGGUAGCUCAAGGGCCACAGGCUUAUCCAGCGGCGGUCGCACCCCGCGCGACCGAAGCACUGACAGUGCACGGACACAAGCCAGCAGCAAAAGGUCGAUCGCUCCAUCUCUGCGAGACGAACCUAUGCCAAGUCCAUCUUCAGCUACACCUCAAAACCCACUGGAGUCAAUGCGGAACUUCGGGAACUCGCUUAACCCUCUCAACCACAUCCCAGGCAUGAUCAAGAACUUUGGCCGUAAUGCCCCCGGUCCCGAUGCUCGUAAUGGCUCAGAUACACCGAAUCUUAGACCACUGUCCCCUGCAGCGAUGGAUCGCCUCAGAAUAUCACCUGUCUCGACAGAGACUGCGAGUCCACGACCUACACAGAAGAUCGAUCCUCCCAUCCAAAGGUUCGUUGAAACUCAAGAUGCUCGAGAUCUGCGUGUUGGAGAUGUAGCUGCUCUACUUGAAGAUUAUAAACGACUCGCGGCUGCCCUUCACAAGUCUGGACCAGCACCUUGA